Messenger RNA from Lytechinus pictus (painted urchin), 7370 nucleotides. RefSeq lists its product as uncharacterized. The coding region runs from base 360 to 2573 and encodes 737 amino acids. The transcript has a single exon. NCBI's taxonomy places the organism in Eukaryota, Metazoa, Echinodermata, Echinoidea, Temnopleuroida, Toxopneustidae. The record is from RefSeq and is a predicted model, not a curated record.
CAGUCCGGCGUCGCGCAGAGCUCGCAUCGAGCACACAGAUAGAGUGGCGUGCGCUGUGAUCACAUAUAACCAUCGGGUGACAGCAGCUCGUUGCCCACGAAUCUUCUCAUUACCGGUUAAACAUUUGGAAGAGUAACUCUAAAAUGGGUAGAGUCCAUGGACGUUAAUAAGUUAUUGUCAAGGAUUGGUGAUAUGAUGAAUUUAAAUCAGCGUACAACCGUCUCUUGGUUUAUGGACUGUAUGAAGAACCUAUCACGCCUGUGAUUUUAUUUUAAACGUGACUCAGUGACUCAUAGAUAUAAAGCUGAACAAGAUUUUCUUGGAUUUUUACCGGAUCUAUCGGAUUUAUCAUUCUUAAAAUGGAGCGGAUUAUUUUACUCUUCACACUGAUGUUUUCUGCAGCUCUUGGUUUGUCUUUCAGGAACCAACCAGACACAGUGACAGCAUAUGCAGGGGAUACGAUAUACAUGCGAUGUGAUUUGAAUUUGGGAGAGGUAGCUGGUUCGAGCGUGCAUGUGACUUGGAUUAAAUCUGAUAAUAAAAACCCCACGACAUACAUCAGCAUCCGAGGACACUUUGUGCAUUCGUUUAUCGGGCGAUUCAGCAUCGCAGGAGACACGACCCGGGGUGAGCACGACCUGAUGAUUCAAGAUGUCCAGUACGAGGACGCUGGUUUAUACUACUGCCAAGUAUCUGGGCCAGGUGGGACGGUCAUCACGUCCGUUAUGGGGAGGUUGACGGUUCGAGUCCCCAUCCCAAUCCCUACAUGUUCGAUGACCCCGUCUAGUCCACGUGUUGGCCAGAGGGUGACAUUCAUAUGCAGGCAGCAGAUGCAUCCGAGUGUGGACUAUGAAGUGCUUAACUGGUGGAACGAGACAUCAAGGAGUAGGAUCCAGCAACAAGGAAGAUACUCAGAUGGAUCCAUAUUCUUCACCAGGUUGCUCUCCGACAGUGACCAAGGUCAGCAGUUUGUCUGCAGCCAGUCUCAGGUCUUCGUCGAAGGCGAACGGAACUGCACAGUCGUUCCUCUUCCAGCAGCGGAGGUAUCGACCAUAGCUAAUCCUUUAGAGACUAUUGUCAUCAAUCCCACUGUCAAGUAUGUUGCCGAAGGUAGCAGUGCAACCUUCGGUUGCCAAUCAAGAGCUGCACCUGUGUCGAGAUGGGUUUUUGGCUACGGAAGCAAGGCAUCAAAAGUACGCCAGUCCAGGGGCAGGUUUCUCGUCUCUGCAGACCGUUCAGAAUUCACCGUCAUUCGGACGACCUCUAAUGACAACAAUACAGCAGUUAGAUGCAUUGUGCUACUGCCUUCAGAGGAAAAACUCGUAGCUGAAUCUAUUUUGAAAGUUUUACCAUCUGACACUCAACCAUCGGCCGGUAAUUCUAGGUUACCCCCUCCACCACCUAUUAUAACCACCCAGGCAACUACGACUGAACGGCCUUCCACCCGAUCCACCAGAAUGACAUCAAAUGGACCUACGCGACACCGUGAUACACCUACAGUAAAUGAUCCUAUUAUAGGUCAGGGUACAAGCAAUAAUGCUAACACAGGAAAAGGGUCACAACCGGACUUUUCUGACGGAAAAUCAGUUAGCAAUGUUCAAACUACCCCUAUAAAGGCGGAGGUGACGACGAAGGUAACGACGAAGCCAGCGGAGACGUCAACAAGACGGGAUGUUGUACAGAUAGGAGCUAAUACUGAUAUUGAUCCAGGUGUCUUAGCGACGGAUGCAAACGUUAAUCAGAAUCAUGCAGGGGCGCCCAAGAUCCAAACAGGUGGAGGAUACAGAGUAAUAGACAGUGGUAAUACUCAUCAGGUCUCCAACCAAGAACGACCCGAUCAAGGAAGUAGCAGUUCGGGUAUUGUUGGUGCAGUCAUGGGCUCACUGCUCAUAAUCGCACUGAUAGUCCUUAUUAUAUUCUUGAUCAAAACGAAGCGAUACCCUAAGAGUGUCCCAACGUGGAUUCCUCCUCACGUGGUAGCCGCUCUCAAGAGGCCCAUAGACAUGGUCAAGAAGUCCAGUUCUGAUGCUGGUCAGGGUGGAGGAUCGGAGAAGUCUUCCAAAGGAAAUGCACCCAUGCGGAUGAAACAGAUAGAAGUAGUUGUGAAUCCCCCUCCUCCAGAGUGGCAGUUCCGUCUGAAGGAUGUUGAAAGUAAUAGCGGCCAGGUUGGAACUUACGCUGUAACUCCAAGGGAAUCCCAUAUGCUGGAUGGACCAGUUUAUGCAAACAUCACUCCAGAUCUCUCUAAGACACAAACACAUGCUGUCCAGGACGACCAUGAACUCGACGACGAUGACGACGAUUCGUUGUUCUCGUCCGACUUCGACGACGAUUUAGAUCUCGAAGGCGAGAUUGCGGCAGAACUUGUCGCGAGGUCGUGUGAAUCGGAGGGAAACUCAGAAGACUCGAUCAAAGAUAAAAAGAGUAAGAAUGUCGAAGGACUUGUGUAUGCUCAGUUGGACAUGGGACCAGAUGCCCAAAAGAGGUCGACAGUAUUUAUUGAAGGAGAAAAGACUCAAUAUGCUCAUAUAAAAGUGGGGAAUCCAGCAAAACCAAAAUAUCAGCGACAUUAGAUUUUUUUUUCUUUGAAUGCAAUAAAUGAACAAAUUGCGCUUUUGUAAAGUGUAACAUUUGGUAAUGGACUGGUGGAACGCGUGAGUGAUCGGUCGUUGAAACACUGUACGUCUUCAUAAUUUCUAGAGCAAAUUGGAAUAAGGCGAUUACUGGCGACAAACUUUCAUGCAAUGAAAAUGGAUUAACAUCAUAAGCAAUAAUUAUUACAUUAAUUCGUAAUGUUUUCAAAUUUGAUGGUAAUAAAAAAUCAUGCAGCGCCAGAAGUUCUUACAAUUAUACAGAAUAUGGCACUUAAAAGUAUAAUCAAACUAAUACACUUUUUAUACUGCUUAUUUACAAAAUAAGGACAUAUUGCAUUUUUUUUUUUGGGGGGGUGAUAUUUUGUAACGGUCCCCAUUAACGAUAUCACUAACAUAAUUGAUUAAAGUUACCUAUAUUAUUUAGGGUCAUUAUUUUAAUUUGUACUAAGGUUAUGGGGAAUUUGAUUAUGUACUUUGAAUGUGGUUUCUUUGUCGAAAAAGUUUUGAUGCAAUCAUUAUACCACAAAAAGAACAAUUAUUUGUAACAGUUUUUUUCUGAGAGAGAACAUGAAGAACUCCAAAUCAUUCAUUUAUGAAAUAGGCACAUGAAAUAACAAAAACUAAUAGCUUAGCAAACAUUGAUUAUGGUUAUCAGCCAUAGUAAGAAUGGUAUACCGAGCUAUAUAAUGAUGGUGCUUUUUGUAUUGCUUUUUCAAACUUUCUUGUCUUUUCCUGUACAUUUACCGAAAAUCCUUUAAAAAUACCUGUAUUUACUACUCAAUUCAAUGUUCUUAGUAUUUUCGGCUUCGUAUAAUGUGGUAUGGUUCGUUAGUGUGUGAAAAUCAGAGGCAGUGUCGGGUUUUUUUUUCAAUAGGGGAAGAGCAAGAUGGCAUAAUGUUGAAAUCCUUUUUUAUCUGCAAUUGAAUAACGUGGGUAUAUACAUAUUUACUCGAUUCAGACCUAUGUUUUUCAUCCUCCUCUUCUUAUGCAUUACUGUCUUCUCUUCCCCUUUUUUCUUCUCUCUUCCCGGUUUUUAUUUUAUUUUACUGCUUGAAAAACCAAAAUGGGUCCUUCUGUAGCGUGAACACUGUUUAAAGUCCUAAGCUUAUCACUACAAGUGUAUCAUGUGUAUGUAUGAACAGGGGUGCUAAAAAGUUAGUGAGCCCCACAUAUUCAAAAUUUAAUGUUCUGCCAUGUUUUAGAUUUUUAAUUGCGAAGUCAUGUGAUAAAGUAGUACAUUCAAUAAAGUUUACUUAUCUGGGCUCGCCGAACAUUGUAGUAAUUGUCGUCUAUACAUUCAACACUCAGCAUAAAAAGAGUGCAUUUUGUGGUGGGGUUCUCUAAAUUUUGCGCACAACUGUAUGCACAUCAUUUGUAAUUUGUGAGCAAUACCAGGAAAUUAAAUUUGAUCUCCUUCAUAUUAUUGGUUUUAUAAUUAAAAGAAGUCAUCAAAAUCACAACAUUCUCAAAUAUUACUUGUAAGCCAAUCGACCAUAACGACAUAUGUAAUCCAUAACUCCUGCAAAUAUCAAUUAGGCUGUAUUGUUAUGAUAGGCACAGUUGAUACGGAAUUAUAAAGGAAAUAACGUUUUUUAUCUUGCUUAUUAUCCUUCUUAUAUGAAAUAUUUCCAGUGCGUUUGGACAAAUUCAUUUCACGUAACCUAGGCCUAUGUAAGAUCUUGUCUUUGACUUAAUUAUUUGUCCCCUAUAUUGGCCUUUGGUCAAUCAUCAAUUUAUUAAGGGGUCAUCUAUGCAUGAAUCAUCUGGGUUUCAGCUGAAUGUUAAUCACCUCGUUCAUUCGUUUGACCCGAGACCUUGUGAGAGGUCAGUAAUACGCAGUUUCCAGAGCAAUAGUAUCUUCGAGUAUUUAAAUACCAAUUUCAUUUCGUGUAUCUUCCGAUUAAGUGCUUGUCAGUAUGAAUUGAAUUACAUCUCGUUGAUAUUAACCUUAUUAAUGUUAUCCUUAUUAAAUCAUUACCGCAAUCACUUCUCAAGAUGGCUUAAGGAGUUCAAAGAUAUAUCUGUAAACGCGUCAUCUGCAAAAGGGUUAUGACUCUGAGUUCAAAUUUCAUACCCGGGCGGAAUAUGAUAGUUUUAUGGCAAUUAUUUGAAAGUAUAACCUUGUGAUUGCUUUGAAAUUUUUCUUCCGCUUCCCUUUAGCAAGUUUUGCAAUCAUGACAUAGACAGGAAACGCAAAAAUGCUUCUUUAGGAAAAGACCGAACUCCCUUUUUACCAUAUUUCUCGUUAAACACGUAGAAAAGAGGCCACUCACGUAAAUAUGGGAUACCAUACUUCGCCAACAUCAGUAAUGCAAAUAUUGACAUGUGGAAUUGUCUCAUUAUGCUUUAUGAUGAUACUCAUAACUCUUUUGAAAACAUGCAAAAAACAAAUGUAUGUUUCCUAUAUUUGCGUUACAACGUCACACAAAUCGUUUUUAUCUCUGUGUUGAUGAAGUACAGCUUAACUAAAACAAUGAUGUUUAUGGAGACUUGUUGUAACCAUUUAGGUCAUUUACGCGUCUUUCUAAUGAUAAUUCAAUAAUUAUGAAUAUAAUGAAAUAGGACAAGUGACGCGCGAAGUAGUAACGAAGCAACUAAUUAUGCAAUAAUGUAUAGAACUAACCAGUUGAGUUGAAAAGCAUGUACAUAUUCUUUGAGGCUUUAAUAGUCUAUACUCGCAAUAUCAAGAAAUCUGGUUAAGUUUGUCAUUAUGUUCAUGAUGUUUCACUUUUGUCAUUUAUAUGGUACGUUGCUUGAAUUUCAGUUUCAUCUGAAUCGUUUGAAUAAAUAUAUAUAUAUAUAUCGUACGACCAAAACUGGGAUUUUUGUUUCUUAUGUAAUGUUCCUGUCCAUGUUUAAAGACAUGUUUUUAAUGUAGACAAAACAAUUACAUUGAUCUUGAAAUAAUUGCACACGUGAGUUAUAUUCAAAACUGUUUCAUAAUGCUUUCAAGCAAAAUGAAAUAUAAAUUCUGUUUCUGAAUCCAAAUACUUUGUUGACACGUUUGGUAAAUACUCAACCGUCCUUACUCGUGAGUAUUUUGUGUUGGAUACAUUUUCUGUAUUUUUUAAAUGUAUAUUCCUCAAGAAAGUUGAGAACCAACCAAUAUAUUUCUCGAAAAUAUAGAACACUUCUUCAAGAAUUUUAUAUUUUCUCAUCAAAUAUCGUCUAAUCAUAUUCUUAUUGCAAAACAAUUAGUCCCCUAUACCUCAUGUUUUUAAGAAUGAAGUUUUGAAAGGAAUCUAUGUAUAGAGAAAAGAAAAUGGAGAUUAGCCAAAGAGGAGUCCUUAUUAAUUUACCCUCUGUGAGAUAUAUAGGAAGGGUGAGUAGACUGACUAUGAUUGUCCUUCCGUUGUUACCAUAGCAACCAUCAAUCACUUUUCUUAUAGAGGGACAAUUCUUUGAUAGCAAGAAGAACAACAAUCGAUAGUUCAACUAUUCGUAUCGUGAAAAUAGGAUACUUGCUUUCUUAAAUAUUCUUUAGCCAUGAUGGUUGAAUUGAAUAACUUUUUUUCAUUUAUGAAAUUAUCGAAUGCUCCAAGCCUAUAACUUAAAUAAACUACAAAGUAUUAAUAUUUUAGAUCUAAAAAAUAGUUUAUUUAUAGGAAUGUAUUGCUGAAUUGCAGAAAAAAGUCAAUUAGUAACAUGCAGCGUGAUCAGAUCAGUAAUGGCAGUAUGCCACUCUUGAUAUCUUUUAGAAUUACAAUGCGCUUUGUCAUGUUGUGUGUUGACUUGAUGGGUUAACUCAUAUGAUGAUACUUUAGUGAUGAUAACUAUACCAUUUACUAAUUAAUGUGUAUUGGGAGUACGAUUGACAAAUCAAAGUGAUGCAUGCGACAUUUCAUUUUACUGAUAAAUGAAUGAUUGAUUGACUAAUUGGUUGAUUAAUUGUUUGAUUGAUGGAUGGAUUGAUUGUUUGAUUGAUUGAUUGAUUGAUUAAUUUUUGAUUGAUGGAUUGAUUGAUUAAUUGAUUAAUAAAUUCAAUUGAUUGAUUAAUUGAUUGAUUGAUUGACGAUUUGGUCGAUCGUUUGAUUGAUUGAUCCAUUUCUUACACAGCUGUUAAAAGUAACUGUCCAUUCAACGUAUUUCAACUUAUCCAUAGAAAUGAUAGACAUAAUUAUAAGUCGUGCCUUGAUUUAUAUAUGAAGUCAAACGAAAUGAAAAAGAUUAUAGUCCAAUGUGAAAUGAAAACUAGAAAAGAAAUAAUUGCCUUGUUUUAAUGAGCAGUUAGUCAGUCACAGAUUGAAAAUCUAUCAAUCAACGUACAUGUAUUUACACGCAAUUUAUCAUUGUGUAUACACCGCUCACUCUUUCUCUCUCCCUGUUUUCCGUUCUUUAGUCAGAUAUUUCAAUACAUGAACAAAACAAUAUAAUAAUUUCCCGAACGAUUGUUAUUUUUCCAGCCUGCCAAGAAGGAAAAGGAAAACAUGUUAUUUCCUGAACAUCAGUCAUGUCACCCUUUGGCAUGCACAGGAAUAUUCUCGUUUAGAAAUAAGCUUGAAGGCUUAUGAAAUAAAACAACUUUCCUUUGGAACCCUAGGAAUUAUAAAAGAGAGCAUUUAAUGAAAUUAUUGGCUCAUUGUCAAGUGUGAAAUGUUUAGAUUUGUUUAUAAUUCCUCUUUGAUCACUUUUAACAAUAAUAUACUGGGUUAAUAAAAUAAAAACCCAAAUGGAUAUGCGCUGAAAGCAAUGCUUUACAAGAACGUUCUUCUAAUUGUAUAACCAAUAUUACUUUUUCAAAUUAAAAAUGAAUCAGAAAUUCAGCAAGGGGGAAAA